Molecule: messenger RNA, 2287 nt
Organism: Gadus morhua (Atlantic cod)
Lineage: Eukaryota; Metazoa; Chordata; Actinopteri; Gadiformes; Gadidae
Gene: gulp1a
Product: GULP PTB domain containing engulfment adaptor 1a
Exons: 12
Coding region: 311-1450 (379 amino acids)
Source: RefSeq, a predicted model, not a curated record
CAUUGUUGCGUUCGCUGCACUGGGUUUUAUGUUGCGGCCGGGUUGCACGUCUUUAUCGCGUGUCAAAAAUUGGCUACCUGUUUAGCACAUAUGGGUCGCAUUAGACACGGCUUGACAGGCUGUUUCUUUUUUAACAGGAGACGUGUACUUUCCCCAAACGUAUUUCAGUGUACAGUGAUUAUUUUCUUUGCACAGUGAUUCUCUAAUUCCAUUCUUUUGCUGAGUUUUGGGAUCAAGGGAAGACGUCCAAGUGUCAAAGUGAGGCAUCAGCACAUCAUCAAGAAGGACCACACCAAGGAACAGUUCCAAUAUGAACCGGGCAUUCAACAGGAAAAAAGAUAAAUCAUGGAUGCACACUCCGGAGGCUCUGGCCAAGCAUUACAUCCCCUACAAUGCCAAGUUUCUGGGAAACACCGAGGUUGAGGCGCCCAAAGGCACUGAAGUUGUGAAGGAUGCGGUGAGAAAGCUGAAGUUUCAAAGGCACAUCAAGAAGUCAGAGGGACAGAAGAUUCCCAAAGUGGAAUUACAGAUCUCCAUUUAUGGAGUGAAGAUACUCGACCCAAAAACAAAAGACGUGCAGUAUAACUGCCAGUUGCACAGGAUAUCCUUCUGUGCGGACGACAAGACGGACAAAAGGAUAUUCACGUUCAUCUGCAAGGACUCUGAGUCCAACAAGCACUUGUGCUAUGUGUUUGACAGCGAGAAAUGUGCAGAAGAGAUAACUCUCACCAUCGGCCAGGCCUUCGACCUGGCCUACAAGAAGUUCCUGGAGUCUGGCGGAAAAGACGUGGAAACACGGAAACAGAUCGGAACCCUCCAGAAGAGGAUUCAAGAGCUGGAAUCUGAGAACUCUGAGCUGAAGAAACAACUGCUAGACCUUGAGGACCAGCUGAUGAUCGCUCACGUACCUCCACUGCUGCACAUUAACUCCUCUAACGAGGCCUAUAUGCUCCAGAGACCCUCCUCUCUCUUCUGGUGUCAAAACUUCCAGUCGCUUUCCUGCCUGGAGAUCUCCUCCAUCACGCUCACCCCCAUGAGCUCGCCCGAGUCCAACUUCUCCACGGGUCUACUAACUCCUCCCCCCUCCAAACCCGCCCUGCCGCCUGCUAAGAGCAGCGAGGGCUUCAGCAUCCCGCGACCUCGCGCAGGAAGUGGCUCCAUGAAGCCCCUGUCGACGGAUGUCUUCGACAUGGUUCCCUUCUCCCCCGUGACGCCUCUGGUCCCCCUGCCGCCCAGCAACGGAUGCCCGCCCCCACCCCCUGCAACACUACCACCGGAUUAUAGGAAGGACCUGUUUGGCGCGGAGCCUUUCGAUCCCUUUACCUGCGGCUCUGCUGAUUUCCCCCCGGAUAUUCAGUCCAAGCUGGACGAGAUGCAGGAGGGGUUCAAAAUGGGACUAACACUAGAGGGCGCUGUGUUUUCUCUGGACCCACUGGAUAGCCGUUGCUGAUGAAGCCACAAAGGAAGAUACUUGUCGUUAUUCCCAUCAUUUUAAACUCAUUUGUACGAAGAAGAAGAAGACGAAGAAGUGCCAAAUCCUUUCAACACCGUCCAGUCAAGAUGUCACACUUUUUCCGUCUUGGAGUUUCUAUGUAUUUGCAUUACUAGAUUUGGGUUUUUCCGAUAUUUCAAGGAAGUUUCCGAUAUGUUAUAGAAAUAUUUUUGUAAAGAAACGCUUGUGGGAUGAGAAGGUUUGAGGACCCCUUGCGUACCCACAGACGAUGCAGGUUGUAAAUAAAGAGUAUAUCUCAUUUUAAUAUGGUACAAGUUCUGUGUAGACUCUCCCAUUGGAUAUAAAUGUGCAGCAGCGUUUUUGGUUUUGCAUUGACACGUUCCUGUUUGUAUGCCCGAGACAUUCAUUUAAGACAAGUAAAUGUAGUCGUCUCUGUGACAUGUAUAAUGCCAAAUGUUCCGCUUGUCAUUGUUUAUACACGACUUGCACCUUUUGUUUUUGUACUUUUUACACCAGUUGUACUUCAAUGUAACACGCUUAAUUCUUGUCAAUUUAUCAUUUGUAUCAUUUCACUUAGUUUCAAUCAGUAGUAAAAAAUAAUGUUUUUAAUGUUUUUUAUGUUUUGAUGUCCUUUUAACCCACUACAUUGCCAUUCCAGUAUUUUAUUUCAUGGUUAAUCAUUAACUCACUAACUUUGUUGUUAGCAUCAUCUCUUGCACCGGAAAGCACUUUUAAAUACCUUUGUCCAUAUAGUAGCAUACUAUUGACAUUAUUUUACAUUUUAUGCAGAAUGACUUUGUCGUUACGAUUAUUAAAGAAAGUCUUACCAGAUUA